CUGCGCAGGCGCACUGUGUCAACAGUUGAUUCACGCGGGUGAUUAUCAUGGUUGUUACUUUUGACGGUAUUACUGAGUCUCCGGUGAAGCUCCGGUCAGUCUCCGGUCAGUCUCCGGUGAAGCUCCGGUCAGUCUCCGGUCAGUCUCCCGUCAGUCUCCGGUGAAGCUCUGGUCAGUCUCCGGUGAAGCUCUGUGAGGCUCCAAACGGUAUUUGCAGUUUAACUAUUAGCGCUUAGCUCUUAGCUGGAGCAGUGAAGUGCUAACUGUUAGCCGCUAACACACAAACACAUCGGCCUGCUGCGGUUUGAGGUUAGCUCUGAGGUUAGCCGGGGAGCUAACUUUAACUUCAUCAUCAAGUAUCACAGAUCCAGGCUGCUCUCCUGACUGAGCAGAGCUGGAAACUAGAAGAAGAAGAAAGAUGGCCCCGGUGUCAGACAGAGGCGGGGUGGUGGGCAGAGGGGCGGAGCUUUCUCUGGACGACUGCCGCUGUCCUGUGUGUCUGGAGAUCUUUAUGGAGCCGGUGACACUGCCCUGCACACACACCUUCUGCAAGGAGUGUUUCCUGGAGUCGGUGGAUAAAACCACGCUGUGCUGCCCGCUCUGCCGGAAGAGAGUUUCCACCUGGGCUCGGCUGCACAGCAGGAAGAACACGCUGGUGGAUCAGAAGCUGUGGACGCAGCUUCAGACCUGCUUCCCUCUGCAGUGUCAGCGCCGCCUCAACGGGCAGGAUGCCGUCGCCGAGGACGACCCGGGAGUCUCAGGUUUUUUUCCCAGAGUCAGUCAGCCUGGAGAGCUCAAGCAGGAAUAUGAGGAUCAGGUCACCAAACUAACGGAGGAGAAACGCGUGCUGGACGAGGAGGAGCGGAGAGCCAGUGAAGAGUUCAUCCAGAGGCUGCUGCAGGAGGAGCAGGAGCUGCUGCAGGAGGAGAGCAGCAGGAGGGAGGACGACGAGAGGGUGGCCCACCUGCUCAGCAGCCAGUUGAACUCUGCUCCCAUCUCUCAGGAGAACGUUGGUCCUGCUGAAGUCACUCCGGUGAAGAAGAAGAAGAAGAAAGAGGUCAGCGGUGGACAGAUGGAGAGGUUCUUGUGUCCUCAAGCAUCUAAUAGCAGCUCAUCAGACCGCAGCUUUAUGUCCAACAAGGAGAACAUCCUCUCUAAGGAGACGCUGCAGGCGGAGGAUUUCUACAGCUCCUCUGUGGAGGAUCAGCUCCAGAGUCGCCUGCCUGCCGAUGCAGGACCUUCAUCAUCCAAAAGGAAGAGCUCAGAGACAACAGAGGACAAGGAGGUGACUGCCCCUAAGCGAGGCUGUCACUCUUUGUCCACCUCAGCGAGCCUCCCCUCCAGGGAGGAGGAGGAGCAGCUGCUGAGCAGAAAGCAGCAGGAGGAGGAGGACUGGCGGCUGGCUCAGCUCCUGCAGAAGGAGCUGGAUCAAGAGGAGCGGCAGAGAGCCACCGACCGACGCAAAGGAUCCUCCGACCCCUACCUGCUGCGCCAGAACAGCAGGGGCAGCGCCAACACCCCCGGCAGAAAGACUUCCACCUCCUCCUCCGCCCCCCCCGGCAGAAAGACUUCCACCUCCUCCUCCGCCCCCCCCGGCAGAAAGAAUUCCACCUCCUCCAGCCCCCCCGGCAGAAAGACUUCCUCCUCCACCCCCCCUGGCAGAGGCAGCAAACAGGCCACCCUAACUGAGAUGUUCAGCCUGAGCAGCUGAGACAUCUGGAGCCUCAGAGAUCGAGAAGCGAAAACACAUUUGAUUUGAAAGUUUCUAAUUUUGUAAAUUUGGUUUAAAUAAAAUCUCUACUGCCAUCAGACUUUAUGGAGAAUCAUCAGAA
Messenger RNA from Cottoperca gobio, 1832 nucleotides. It is a transcript of the gene rnf168, whose product is annotated as ring finger protein 168. The coding region runs from base 419 to 1711 and encodes 430 amino acids. NCBI's taxonomy places the organism in Eukaryota, Metazoa, Chordata, Actinopteri, Perciformes, Bovichtidae. Gene Ontology annotation, cellular component: site of double-strand break; nucleus. The record is from RefSeq and is a predicted model, not a curated record. Gene Ontology annotation, biological process: double-strand break repair. The transcript is spliced from 8 exons. Gene Ontology annotation, molecular function: ubiquitin-protein transferase activity; nucleosome binding.